This is a messenger RNA of Aureococcus anophagefferens, 1620 nucleotides long. RefSeq lists its product as hypothetical. The record is from RefSeq and is a predicted model, not a curated record. The transcript is spliced from 2 exons. Gene Ontology annotation, biological process: protein phosphorylation. Lineage: Eukaryota; Pelagophyceae; Pelagomonadales; Pelagomonadaceae. The annotation marks the transcript as partial. Gene Ontology annotation, molecular function: ATP binding; protein kinase activity.
ACCGCCGACGUGCCGUACGCCGAGGCCUGCUACGACGCGGCGGCCGCGGAGUCCUACUUCGCGGCGCGGCCGCUGGAGUCGCUGGGGCGGCUGCUGGAGCUGGCGCGCGUCAGCGGCGGCUUCGUCGCGAACGUCGUCCUCGACAAGAAGCUCGGCCGCGAGGCCGCGACGGCCGCGCGGCGGUCCGACGAGCUCCUCGACGUCGUGACGCGCCUCGGCACGACGUCGAUCAAGGUCGGCCAGGCGCUGAGCAUCCGCAGCGACCUGGUGCCCGCGGCGUACGUCGCGGGCCUGACGCAGCUGCAGGACUCCGUCGCGCCGUUCCCCGCGGCCGAGGGCCGCCGCAUCAUCGAGGACGAGCUCGGGAUCAGCGUGGACGAGACCUUUUCGUUUUUUAGCACCGAACCCGUCGCGUCGGCGUCCAUCGGCCAGGUCUACCGCGCGCGGCUGCGGAGUACGGGCGAGGAGGUCGCGCUGAAGGUGCAGCGGCCGAAGGUGCUCCGCGAGGUGGCCUUGGACGUCUACCUCCUGCGGCGGCUGGCGCCAACCUGGGCGAAAAUGACCGAGUCGAACACGGAUCUCGUUUCUCUGGUGGACGCGUGGGGCGCGGGCUUCAUCGACGAACUCGACUACGAGAAGGAGGCCGCGGCGACGGCGGCGUUCUCCGAGGCCAUGGCCGCGCGGGGCCUGAAUUCCGUCUUCGCGCCGGAGGUCGUCGAGGAUCUGUCUUCCAAGCACGUCCUGACCACAAAAUGGGUCGACGGCGAGCGACUCAGUACGUCGGACGCGGCGGACGUACCCCGAUUGUGCGGCGUCGCGCUCAACGCCUAUCUGACGAUGCUCCUCGACACGGGCGCGCUCCACUGCGAUCCGCAUCCCGGCAACCUCCUGCGCACCAAGGACGGCCGGCUCUGCAUCCUCGACUUCGGCAUGUGCCUCGAAGUGCGCUCAGACCUCCAGCUGUCGCUGUUGGAGUUCAUCGCGGACCUGAGCGCGGACGAGUACGAGCGCGUCCCCGACGACCUCGUGAAAUUGGGCUUCUUCGACGACCUGGAUUCGCCCGAGGCGACGAAGAAGCGGCAGGCGCUCUUCCGGGAAGACUGGAAGAAGAACCAGGCCGAGGACGCGAUGGGGCGGACCUCGUCGACGACCGCGGACAUCACGUCGAAGAUCGAGGAGCUCCAACAGCAAAAUGCCAACGUCUUCGCCAUUCCGGAAUAUUUUCUCUACAUGUCCCGCGCGUUCGCGACGCUGGAAGGCAUCGGCCUGUCCUCCGAUGAAAACUACGCCAUCCUCAAGGAGUGCUUCCCCUACCUCGCGAAGCGCCUCCUCUCGGACGACUCGCCGCGCGCGCGCGGCGCGCUCCGGACGCUGCUCUACGGCGCCGACGGCACGGAGCUCAAGCUCGACAAGUUGCGGGAUGUGGCCACGGGCCUACAGACCUAUAGCUCGUCGACCGUCUCCGUCGCGAGCGGGCGCGGCGAGUCCGACGCGGGCCUCGCGGCCGCGCGCGACCAGAUCGUCGACGUCGUCUUCGGCGAGAAGGGCAGCUUCGUCCAGGACCUCAUCCUCCGCGAGGCCGCCGUGGGCCUCGACGCCAAGGUCCGCGAGGCGCUGAAC